AUGACGUCUUCGUCGGUGAGGUGGUCGAAGACGGAGACCAGUCGUUUGAACACGGAGGAGCAUGACUUCAAAACUAACUUCCGUCGGUCAAAGAAUCACCAAAAGUUUGAUCUGUUCCAUGCCAACGUUAGCGAGGCUCCGAUCCUUCCGGCGAACGUUUCCCCGUAUAAUUUCAAUUGGAGAGGAUAUAGUGCAGUCACCAAUGAUGUUCAGAAUCAGGAUCCUGGAAAUUCAGUGAUGAUUGUGUGUGAUGAAAAGCUGAAGGAAGUAUUUGGAUAUGAGAGCAUUUCAACAAUGGGAAUACCAAAGUUGUUGGUUAGACACCAUUUACUCGAGCAAUAG
Lactuca saligna is the source of this 342-nucleotide messenger RNA. Lineage: Eukaryota; Viridiplantae; Streptophyta; Magnoliopsida; Asterales; Asteraceae. The record is from the annotation of a GenBank genome assembly.